AUGGAUAAUUUUCAACAAAAUAACAUAAUCUUAACCGAUUUGGAUUUGUGCAUAAACGCAGAACAAAAUAUUGCAGACAUGAACGAUAUUCAUUUAACGCCGAACGAACUAGCAUUGUCACAAACCGUGGGCGACACCGUCGAAUCUGCACGUUAUUUACAAAGUGCUCUGCAGCCCUCGGUUCAAAGACGUAAACCUGGAAGACAUGUGAUAACUGGAGAAAAUGUUGUCCGUGUGGAGAACAAUACGACGAUGCAGGUAGUAUCAAGUAGAAACAAGAACGUGGUAAAGCAUUAUGGUAGAGUAUUUCUCUGGAACGCUUUAAACGAAGCCCUGCGAGUGGCGGCCGUCCGGCGGUCGCUGAACUUCGUGUUCGCUGUCUAUUUACCACGGCCGAUAGUCAUUAAGACCGGCCAGAUUUCUGCUCUGGGGCCUAUCCCGGUGGCAAGGAUAUUGCCACCAUAG
Messenger RNA from Macrosiphum euphorbiae (potato aphid), 465 nucleotides. The record is from the annotation of a GenBank genome assembly. Lineage: Eukaryota; Metazoa; Arthropoda; Insecta; Hemiptera; Aphididae.